AUGGCAGACAACAAGCAACAGGCAAAAACCUACAAGCAAGCCGCAAACGACUACUACAACCAAAAAUACGAGACUUGGAUGCCUUGGAUCGAAGACCAGUAUCUGAAAUGGUUCACAAAAGAUAACAAGGCCAGCUACGCUGCCAAACAAAACCUCGACAAAACAAAGGUAACCGGCGUCUCGCAAGUUGACAAUCUCCAAGACGGCGUCAACGGCCUCGUAACGGGCCAAGUAGGCCAAGGCGGCCUCGCACAACCCAUCGGCGACGCGCUGUCGAAAGAAGGAAUCAAUCGUGCUGAGCGUGGUGGCAAGGACGAGCAAGGACGGCCGCUUGAAGGACAAGGCCCGUUAGGCGGGUAUGGACAGAGUGCUGUGGAGGGGGUCAAGGGGGGUGCGGGGAGUGUGACUGAGGGUGCGAAGAGUGCGGGGGGUUGGGUUGGAGGGUGGGUUGGUGGAGGAGGCGCGAAGAAAUAG
Molecule: messenger RNA, 474 nt
Organism: Bipolaris maydis ATCC 48331
Lineage: Eukaryota; Fungi; Ascomycota; Dothideomycetes; Pleosporales; Pleosporaceae
Source: RefSeq, a predicted model, not a curated record